This is a messenger RNA of Drosophila miranda, 1031 nucleotides long. RefSeq names its product proteasome subunit alpha type-4-like. The transcript has a single exon. The record is from RefSeq and is a predicted model, not a curated record. Gene Ontology annotation, biological process: ubiquitin-dependent protein catabolic process. The coding region runs from base 150 to 926 and encodes 258 amino acids. Gene Ontology annotation, cellular component: proteasome core complex, alpha-subunit complex; proteasome core complex; cytosol. NCBI's taxonomy places the organism in Eukaryota, Metazoa, Arthropoda, Insecta, Diptera, Drosophilidae.
AUUGUAUCAUAGGAUUUUCCUCAAUAAAUUUUUGUCAAAAAUCUGUAUAAAAUUUGUUAUUGAAACGGGCAGAACUCUAUAACCAGUUUGUUAUUCUUAUUGGAGGAUCUUUUCUGCCAUUUUACAAUAUAAACUCGUAUACGCGUACGAUGGCACGUCUGUAUGAUCCCCGAGCCGUUCUGUUUUCGCCAGAGGGCCGCCUCUACCAAGUGGAAUAUGCCAUGGAGGCCGUCUACGCUUCCAACCUAUGCCUGGGCAUAGUUGCCGCAGAUGGCGUUUUACUAGCCGCGGAACGCUGCAACAGUCGACUGGUCGGCGGGCCAUCGGGAAAGAUGUUUCGCUUGGCUAACAACGUGGCUUGCACCUGGGCCGGACUCGCAGCCGAUGCCACGAAACUGAUUGAUGAGAUGCGAAUGUCAGCCCAACGCUUCAGAUUUAACUAUGGAGAGAUGAUUCCAUGUGAGGGACUCGUGGCCGAUAUAUGCGACGUCAAGCAGUCCUACACUCAGUGGGGCGGCAGGCGGCCCUUCGGCGUUUCCAUUCUGUUCAUGGGCUGGGACGAAGUCUAUGGCUACCAGCUGUACAAUUCCGAUCCCAGCGGCAACUACAGUGGCUGGAAGGCGACUGCCACUGGCCAGCACUUUGGCGUCGCCAGCUCUCUGCUGGAGCAAGAGAUAGACCCCGAAGUAUCCAUUAGUCUGGAAGAAGCCAAGGACCUUGCCAUGAAGGUACUGGACUGCGCUCUGGGAACCGCUAAUCUGAUUCCGAACAAGUUGGAGAUGUCCACCUUGCACCGCGCAAGUGAUGGCUGCUGCAUCUACACUCUUUUUGAGAUGACCGAUGUGGAGAAGCUGACCGAAAAGUAUAAGAAAGGGCUGGUCUGGCAGGAGCCGAAGGGGAUGCCAACUAGGGGAUGCAGUCCAUAAACACAUACACCUACAUGUACUACAGAUUCUAAGAGCAAUUAUUAUGCACAUAUUUGUACUUAUUAUAUAGCAAUUUUUGAAAGUUGUGUAUUUACGUUCAUACGU